UCGAUGGGUGUUGAUUAGUCGUAGCCAGACAACAUACAGGAAAGACAUGGCGGAGCACAAUAGCUAUGAACAGGAGUGCCAACGGGCGGAACUUCUGGGCAUCCAACCACCGAAUAAGGAUGAAUUCGACCGUAAACAAAGGGAACGACUGGAAUAUGAAUUGGCCGAACAGGAGGCCGCCGAGGCAAACGUGCUGGAGGAGCAGGAUGAAUCCCUGCGUAGCGCGGGUGGCAAGUUGGAUGAAUUGAACAGCAUUUUGUCGAGCACGCAGCAGCGUUUGAAUCGCUUUAAGCAGACAGCGUGUGGCAGCUUGACAAAUAUAUUUGCACGUGGAGGCAGUUUUAGUGGCCCGGCCGGUAGCGCUGGUAGCAACUCCACGGAUGUGGUGCCAGGUGGUGGUGUCGAGGAGUCUGCGGAGCAGCCACCAGUCCAAAAGCAACCACAACCAAUGACACCGCCAACUGCGGCUCAGGUGAGCGCAGCAAAGGCAGCGCAACGUCAGAAGAUGGAUGGACAUCUGGAUAAGCUGGAUACAAUGAUCAACAAAGCGGGCAAUGCCGAGUUGGCGAUGAGCGAACAGACAAAACAGAUGCGUCGUCUGGCCAAGUGAUAGUGUUAAAGAAGUUGGGAAUCUUACGGGAAAGUAUUCUUUAUUCGUCUUUAUUCGUUUAUGCAAUAUUCCUUGAUUAUUACGAGUACAUAUUGUAUGUAUGUAUCUGAACACAUGCGUUGCCCUUAAUCACAAAAAAUUAUUAAACGUAAGUCGAGAUUUUCAAUCACAAAAUGUGCAAAGUUUGUCUUUGCAAAUAUAGUUACAAUAUACAAUAUAUAUAUAUAUAUACACACAAAUCUAAAUAUGUACAUAUAUAAGUACUUGUUUCCAAUUAAUACUUGUUGCUAAAUAUUAACCAAAUUUAAAUUAAAAUUACAGAAACAAUAAACAGAAAAGAAAACAUUAA
This is a messenger RNA of Drosophila innubila, 959 nucleotides long. RefSeq lists its product as uncharacterized. Lineage: Eukaryota; Metazoa; Arthropoda; Insecta; Diptera; Drosophilidae. The transcript has 2 exons. Bases 47 to 610 code for a protein of 187 amino acids. The record is from RefSeq and is a predicted model, not a curated record.